UCCCCUUCCUUCCUUUUCCCGCCCUUCCCUCUCCUCGCUCCCGGAGGGCCUGCGCGGCCAUGGCGCUCGGGCUCGGCGCUCUGCGCCUUCUGCUGGGCGGCUUCUUCGCACUCACGGGGGCAGCCAAGCUUUCGCAGCAGAUCUCGGCUCCCGCGUCCCAGCAGAUGAAAGCCCUGUUUGUGCAGUUUGCUGAGGUGUUCCCGUUGAAGGUGUUCGGCUACCAGCCCGAUCCCAUGAACUACCAAGAGGCUGUGGGCUGGCUGGAACUGCUGGCUGGGCUGCUGCUGGUCCUGGGCCCACCGAUGCUGCGAGAGAUCAGUAACUUGCUUUUGACCCUGCUCAUGAUGGGGGCUAUCUUCACUUUGGCAUCUCUGAAAGAGUCGCUGAACACCUACAUCCCACCUAUCAUCUGCCUGGGGCUUCUGCAGCUUCUGGAUGUCUGCCAUCUCUGAGUCCAAAGGAGGUGGUCAGGCCCACCAGGAAGAAGACUCUUCCAAGUGCAUUCAAGGAAUCCUGGGAGUCGAGGGCCUCUUGCCUCUUCAUGCCAUGUCACUGUCACGGCAGGAACAUGGUGGAACACACAGUCUACCAGCUUGUUACCAGUACGUCCAGGGUUGGCCCGUGUUGAAGUAGACAUCUUAUCUACCUGACCCUGCUUUCUAUCUGGACAUAUCAUGGACAUUUAACUGCUCUUUUUUGAGGGAUACAUGUUAAAUAUACUAACAUUCCUCAUGUCAUGUGAAAGUAGAAAAUAAACAGAAAAGCAACUUAAAUCACCCCAAAUUUUAAUGCACCAAAAUAACUAUUAAUUCCUUUUAAUAACUGUACCAUUCAACUUUUUCUAUGCCUUUAUACAGAUAUUUCUUAAUGAAAAUGAGACAAUAUAAAUUAUUACCUGCUUUUGAAAACUCA
Messenger RNA from Callorhinus ursinus (northern fur seal), 912 nucleotides. RefSeq names its product transmembrane protein 35B (gene TMEM35B). NCBI's taxonomy places the organism in Eukaryota, Metazoa, Chordata, Mammalia, Carnivora, Otariidae. The record is from RefSeq and is a predicted model, not a curated record.